This is a messenger RNA of Cavia porcellus (domestic guinea pig), 1323 nucleotides long. RefSeq names its product C2 calcium dependent domain containing 4D (gene C2cd4d). The transcript has a single exon. The record is from RefSeq and is a predicted model, not a curated record. Lineage: Eukaryota; Metazoa; Chordata; Mammalia; Rodentia; Caviidae. The coding region runs from base 167 to 1222 and encodes 351 amino acids.
AGUCUGGGGCGGUGACGGGCCGCCCGCAGCAUCACCUAGCUCUGGAUCUGAAUCCUCUCUCUCCUCCCAGCCCAGCGCCGUCCAGUCCAACCCUCCCAGCGGAGACGCUGGGUUUCACCCCGUCCAGCCCUGCGGAAUUUGGAACCUCAUCAGCCCCACCCACUGCAUGUGGCUCCUGGAGAAAGCCGGCUACAGGAGAGAGGGCGCGGAGCCGGGGACCCGCUGGGCGCGCUGCAGGCUGCUCCCCGAGCACCGCGUCCCGGGGCCACGCGCCUGGCCCAACGUGCUCACCCCGGACCGCAUCCCGCAGUUCUGCAUCCCGCCGCGGCUGGCGCACCCGGGGGGCACUGAGCGCCCUGCCGUGCGCAGCGUCCCCGUGGCGUGCUCGCUGCCGCACCUGGCGGGUCGCGAGGGCUGGGCCUUCCUGCCCGAGAGCCCGCACACACGCCGCCGCGAGUCCCUGUUCCAUGCGCCGCCGCCCGGCCUGGCUGCGGGGCUGCCCCCGGCGCCGGAUCGGUUGUACGUCUCGGCCCCAGACCUGCGCCUCUGCCGCGUCCCCGACAGCGACACGACCUCGUCGUCCGACUCGUCGCCCUUCGGCUCCCCACAGCCCGGCCCGGGCGCGGUCGCGGGCUCGAUCCCAGCCCGGCGCCGGCCGCACGCGCGGGCCCUGGAGGGGGCCCACUCCGCAGUCGCCAGCCCGUUCGCGCCGCGCCGCCACGGGGCGCCCUCGCCGCCGCUCUUCCACCUCGACUUCCUGUGCCGCCAGCUGCGGCCGGCCAAGGAGAGCGUGCUGCGCCUCGGGCCGCGCGGCGGGCAGCUGCGCCUCUGCGCCGAAUUCCAGCUGGCGCCCGGGCGGCUCCGCCUGCGCCUGGUGAGCGCCGAGGGCCUGGCCCGGCCGCGGGCCGGCCCGGGGAGCGGCGGCGGCGGCUGCUGCGUGGUGCUGAGGCUGCAGCCCCGCAUCCGGCAGCGCGCACAGCGCAGCCGCGUGGUCAAGUGCAGCGCCAACCCCAUCUUCAACCAGGACUUCUUCUUCGACGGGCUGGGCUUGCCAGACCUGGCCGCCCGCAGCCUGAAGGCCAAGGUGCUGGAUAGGGGCGCCGGGCUGCGCAGGGAUGUGCUGCUGGGGGAGUGCGAGACGCCCCUCAUUGCCCUGUUGCCCCCGUUGAGUGCAGGGCUGGGUCCAGGACCCUCCCUGGCGCUGACGCAUCUCAGCCUGUAGCCUAAGACGACAGCUUCCUCCAGAGAUCGCCACUGUGCCCACCGUCCUCAUUCUCUUCAUCUGCCUGCCGUGUAUGUUUUGCUAAUAAAAUGCUAAAUCUC